AUGCCAGUAGCUACACCGAGACGUGCAGUACAAAUUGCUCCAGAACCGGCACCGAUGAAUCGAAGAAUUGCUCAUAUACCUCAAGCAUCAACUCCGCGACCUGAGCCAGCACCGCGGCAGCCUAGGCCGGUAGCUGCACCGAGACGUGAAGCAGAAAUUGCUCCAGAACCGGCACCGAUGAAUCGAAGAAUUGCUCAUAUACCUCAAGCAUCAACUCCGCGAACUGAGCCAGCACCGCGGCAGCCUAGGCCGGUAGCUGCAUCGAGACGUGUAGUACAAAUUGAUGCUCUCCCGCUGAGAGGAACAGCCCGUCAGCGGCUCACGAAGGCCAUGAAGACCCUGUCCACAGCGUCUUCGAGAAAGAGGCGCUAG
Messenger RNA from Leptopilina boulardi, 372 nucleotides. RefSeq lists its product as uncharacterized. The coding region runs from base 1 to 372 and encodes 123 amino acids. NCBI's taxonomy places the organism in Eukaryota, Metazoa, Arthropoda, Insecta, Hymenoptera, Figitidae. The record is from RefSeq and is a predicted model, not a curated record. The transcript has a single exon.